Bradysia coprophila is the source of this 3007-nucleotide messenger RNA. It is a transcript of the gene btz, whose product is annotated as CASC3 exon junction complex subunit. The record is from RefSeq and is a predicted model, not a curated record. Lineage: Eukaryota; Metazoa; Arthropoda; Insecta; Diptera; Sciaridae. Gene Ontology annotation, cellular component: exon-exon junction complex. Gene Ontology annotation, molecular function: mRNA binding. Gene Ontology annotation, biological process: mRNA processing.
AACUUCACUCUUUUAUCUGACCUGUCAUCUUUUAACUGCACGCAAAGAAAAUUUUUCACGAAACAAGGUUCUAUUUUACAAUUGAAAUCAAUUUUAUUGCAAUCAAAUCCGGCAUUUAUAUUCAAUUGGAAAACAUCAACGAACUAUGACAGAUACUCCUGCUGUAAAAGUCGAGUCCGAAUCAGAAGCACUAUCUGAUAUACCGGAUUCCAGUAGCGCUGUGUUUGAGUCUCCAGACGCUUUGAAAACAGCGACCAGUUCGUCUCACCACGACUCCGAAUACGAUACAGCCAGCGACACUCCUUCAUCGGAUUUGGAUGAGGAUGAAGACUUUGAGGACGACGACGUGGAUGACAAUGGUGAAGACGGUAGUGUUGUCCUGGAAUUAGAUCAUCAAAGAGCUGACGGUGAAGACGAUGGAGAAAAAAAGAAAGUUGAUGAUGAUGAGGAUCGAUCUAACCCUCAAUAUAUACCGAAACGAGGUGUAUUUUACGAACACGAUGAUCGUACAGCUGAGGAACCUGAAGCUGAGCGAAAGGCCGACGAGGAAGGUAAAGAAGAAAAAAGUGACUCUCCUACACCUGUUGUUAAAAAGCCUGUCAAGAAGUCAGCCGCCGCUGAUCGUUGGUCACAUGACAAAUACAAUGAAACUGAACAAGCACCAAAAUCUCGUGCAGAACUGGUGCAUUCCUAUGGGUAUGACAUUCGCAACGAGGACGGACCACCUCGAUCAAGACGAAGAAGACGUUAUGGUCGCGGUCCGAAUAAAUACACACGCAACUGGGAGGACGAGAAAGCGUAUGCUAAAUUGACAUCUCAACAGGAGAAACAGCAGCGCAAUCCACAGGACGAAUUCCCCGAACUCGGAAGUUCUCGGAAAUCAAAGGCCAGUGCUAGAGAUGAAAAAGAAAAUAAAAAUGAUGAGAAUCGUCGAUCGAACAGAUCGCCGAAUCAACGUUCACAUCAAAUCCAUCAGGAUAGUGGCCACCGUUCACACAGUGAUCGCUACGAUCGUUCGUACAACAAUGACUUUGAUGGAAAUCGUCCACAUGACAGUCAACAGAGCUACGAAAUGAGCCGUUCACAUAGUGAUGGAAAUCGUUCGCAAAACGACCGGUUCGAUGGGAACCGAGGUAAGUUUUUCGACAAUAACAGGCAUGAAGGGAAUCGACAACAAAACGACCACUAUGACAAUAAUCGUUCAAACAGUCGCUAUGAUGGCAACAGUCGAUAUUCAAAUGAUCAAAAUGAGAGGAAUCAAAGCGACCGCUAUGAUGGUAAACGGUCAAGUGAUAGAUUCGAUGGAAGUCGGAUUGACCGAUACGAUCAACGCAUGGACCGCAGUGGUGAUAAAGGCAAUUGGGAUAGAAGAGGCGGCAAAACGAACGACAAUCGAGGUGGAGCAUAUCGGGAAUUCACACCGAAGAAUCAGAAUCGCAACCAUCACCCAAACAAUGCACCACAAAGUCAAUCUGGUGGUAAAGGUUUUAAUCAGCGACAAAACCAAUCUGCCGAAUAUGAAUCGGAAAUGCCUGUCGAAUCGCUCAGUUUCACUAACUCGAAGCUGUCCGCUGCUGUACCACAGUCAAUGAACGAUAGAUAUUCCUCCAAUGCAGACUAUGCACAAAUGGACGGAUCUCGGCAACGCAAUGUUAGCGAAACCGAUCGCCCUGAGCGUCCGAUAACUGGGCGUCAGCUGGGAUCGUCGUCAAGGAAUUCAAAUCAAAUUCAACAGUCAUCAUUACCCAUAGUCAACUCAAUUCAUGCUCAACAGCCAUCGAUGAACAUUCAGCAACAGAUAUCGUCGCAAUCACAACCACCACAACACUUGCCACAGCAGCAACAACCAAACACUAAUUUGAUGGGUACUGAAUCUCGAUCUGCAAAACGUUAUUCGACACUACGUCAACGUACCACUGAAGCCGUACAAAAUUUGUCAAUUCCACAGCAUCUCCAUGAGCAGCAAAUGCUUUUGCAGGAUGCUGCACUAAUGUUGCAAAUGCAGCAAAACCAAGAACAAAUUCAAAUCCAACCAAAUCUUGCCCAUCAGCCACCAUCGACAAAUUAUGCAGCCCAGCAAAUGCCACUGCAAAUUCAAAAUGAAUAUGCAGCACUAGGACCCAAGUCACAACCAACUGGAACCGCUCAACCGAAUCAACAGCCACUUAUUCAAACAGCCACUCAAAAUCAGUCUACAGGUCAAACGGCGCAGUAUCCGUCACCGUACUUCGCAUCGAAUGAAUUUUCUGGACAGGCUUCAACGCCAAUCCAGCCUACUGCUCAGUCGACGCAGCUACUGAGCUCACAACAAUAUCCGGCACAAUAUGCGCAGCAACCAACUGCUCCGUCCCCAUACGGUCAGCCUCCGCCACAAACGCCGUACAUUCAGCCGGCAGUGAAUCAACAACAACAACUUUUGAACUAUGUCCCUUCGAUUCCACCCGCUCAGCAACCAUUUUCAACGGUCCAAUCAUUUUCAACCUAUCCAACCGUUCCCAACUAUAAUUCGGUACCGAGUGGCAUUACACAGAGUGGCAUUACAUACUAUCCACCACAAACUCAACCUCGUCCAAUCUUGUCUCAACGACGUCCCACCAAUGCGAUCCCAAUCUUAGCUCCAUCCGAACGAUUUGCCGGUAAGGCUCGCAAUCGUCAGAAUAACAAUCAGUUCGAGGAAGACGACAAAUCGGCAUUAAAUCCACCAAUUAGUCCGGAAAAUAUCGACCAUAUCUUGGAUAACAUGUUCACGCAGCGAAGCACACAGCGUCCACCGUUUCAGCCACCCUCACAAAAAUCACCAUCACCCGAGUCGAAUGCUAAGGUCGGUGACAAUCAACAAAACGAAUCGGUCCAGAACGUAACAACCGCAUCAACAUUCGAUGGAGGAAACAAGCAGUUGGAAUUUGUUGAUGCAGCAAUCGGUAAAAUGUCAAUUGAUGAAAUCUCGAAAUUAGACAGUGCAACAGCUCCGAAUGAAACUGUAGCAGAUUCAACAGCAAGUUGAAUU